Eimeria acervulina is the source of this 981-nucleotide messenger RNA. RefSeq lists its product as hypothetical. The transcript has a single exon. The record is from RefSeq and is a predicted model, not a curated record. NCBI's taxonomy places the organism in Eukaryota, Apicomplexa, Conoidasida, Eucoccidiorida, Eimeriidae. Bases 1 to 981 code for a protein of 326 amino acids.
AUGUUGCGUCUGCGUAUUUUCUUGCGUUUUCUUUUCUUUUCUCUGUUGAGCUCGUUAGUUGUUUUCUUCCUUUCUCGUAGUAAUGACUUCAGCGUUAUAGAAGAGGCAAAUGCUCAAUACUAUGGAUGGGGAGGAGGCCGUUGGGGUAGAGGACGCUAUGGGGGCUAUGGCUGGGGCUACCCGUAUUAUUCAGGCUAUUACUCUCCUCUUCUCUAUGGAUAUAGUACUUUAGGUCUGGGUAGUGGUUGGGGCAGCAGUUAUUAUUAUCCGUACAGCAGCCUCUACCCAUACUAUUCAGGUGGCUUCCGUUAUCUUGCACAUCUUCAGAAGAAGCAAAACCGCAACAGCAACAGCAACAGCAACAGCAACACAAACAUCAACGACAGCAACAGCAACAUCAGCAGCGAAAGCAGCAUUCCAAGAGAGUUAAGAUUUGUGCAAGGACAGGAAGCUGCUAGUGAAGAAGAAAUACCUCAACAGCACUUCGAUGGAGGAGCAAUUGAGGAGACAGAAGAAGUAGAUGAAGAUCUAAUAGCCCCUCAAAUAUUUCGCGACUUCUUCCUACCACUACUUGUAGAAGAAAUAGCAAUAAGAAAUGCAGAAAAAACAGAAGGCAAAGGAACGACAACAACAACUGUGUUUCCUAUACUAAAGGAGAGAGAGUUUGAACCCGAGAGAGAAGAGAGAGACAGUGAGAGGAUAACAACAACAACAACAACAACAACAGCGUCUCCUUCUCUGGUGCUUUUGAAAGAAGAAAAAGAUAAAUUAGAAGAAGAAAAGGAGAGAGAGAGAGAGGUAGCAAAAGAGACAGAGACAACAACUCUACCUCCUCUUCCAGCACUAGAGGAGAACAAAGCAGCAGCAGAGCCGCCGCUGUCUGCACCACACUCUCACUCGUUAAGGAUCCCAACUUCGUCAUCAACAAUACCACCUGCUGCAGCCCCAGCUGAAGUAGAGGAGAAGCAUUCUGAGGAGUAG